ACCGAACCGAGAGAUAAGAGCGAGAAAGAGAGUGUGCGAGAGAGAGAAAGAGAGAGAGACAAACAGUAUUUCAGAGGAGCAAGUCCUCCUUCUCGCAAAGCAAUGUCUGCCCUUAACUGAAUUCAAUGUUUUACUUCUUCCGUGUUUAUGACGCUCCUUUUGCCCAUUUCACGUAACGUAACCACUUCUUAGAAGCAAGAAAAAGGGUCAAUGCUGUCUCUGAGAAUCAUUUUCCAGAAGGAGGCUUGAUCCGGCACACAAAGUCCUUCUCUGUUGAAGAAUUUUCUUGUUUCUUCGCAUAAUCAUUUUCAACCAUCAAAAGCUUAGGGAACUCAAUGUUAUUAUUUGCUUAACCACUAAACAGAGGGUUGAUUUUGAUUUUGGAGGGAGCAAAGCAAUGGCGUCUCCUUGGGAUCAUAUGGGGGAAAUUGCAAAUGUGGCUCAGUUAACUGGUCUAGAUGCAGUGCGUUUGAUUGGGUUGAUUGUGAAAGCGGCGAGCACGGCGAGGAUGCAUAAGAAAAACUGCAGGCAAUUUGCACAGCAUCUCAAGUUGAUUGGGAACUUGUUGGAGCAGCUGAAGAUCUCGGAGCUGAAGAGGUACCCUGAGACAAGGGAGCCAUUGGAGCAGCUUGAGGAUGCUCUCAGAAGGUCAUAUAUAUUGGUGAAUAGUUGUCAGGACAGGAGCUACCUCUACUUGCUGGCCAUGGGAUGGAACAUUGUUUAUCAGUUCAGGAAGGCACAAAACGAGAUUGACAGAUACUUGCGGCUCGUUCCGCUCAUCACUCUUGUUGACAAUGCUCGAGUCAGGGAGAGACUUGAAGUUAUUGAAAAGGAUCAACGUGAGUACACACUGGAUGUUGAGGAUGAAAAGGUGCAGACAGUUAUUUUAAAACCAGAUCCUGACAAAGAUGAUGCUGCAAUGCUGAAGAAAACACUUUCUUGUUCAUAUCCCAACUGUUCAUUCACCGAAGCACUUAAAAAAGAAAAUGAAAAGCUUAGACUAGAGCUACAACGUUCACAAGCAAAUCUUGAUAUGAAUCAAUGUCAAGUCAUUCAACGGUUGUUAGAUGUCACAGAAAUUGCAGCUCAUACUCUUCCAGAGAAGACUGACAAGGUUCAUAAGAAGGAGGAAUACAACUAUAAUGAUGUAGAUAAUGACAACGACCAUUCAUCUAGUGAAAAAUACCAAGUUAAAAGUGACCCACUUUCCACAUCAAGAUCAGCAGUUUGCCAAAAGGAUCUGCUGUCAAAUGGAGGUUCAUAUCAGCAUCAAGACUGGCAUACUGAUUUACUUGGCUGUUGUUCUGAACCUUCUCUUUGUAUGAAGACAUUUUUCUAUCCUUGUGGAACAUUUUCAAAGAUUGCCACUGUUGCAAAAGGCAGGCCCAUAUCUUCUGGAGAUGCAUGUAGUGAAUUGAUGGCAUAUUCAUUGGUUUUGUCUUGCUGUUGUUAUACCUGCUGCGUAAGGAGGAAGCUUCGGAAGAUGUUGAACAUCACCGGAGGCUUUAUUGAUGAUUUUCUAUCUCAUUUGAUGUGUUGCUGCUGUGCCCUUGUGCAAGAAUGGAGAGAAGUGGAGAUCCGCGGAGUUAGUGAUCGCGAGAAGACCAAAACAAGCCCUCCACCUUCCCAGUACAUGGAAUCUUAGAACAAAUGAGAUUGUAUUUCGGUUGUUUAGGGAUUCAAGAGUGUUUUGAACCACAUAUUAAAUAGAGGCAAUUGGCUAGUGGGACUCAUAGCAAGACAGAAACUAUGUAUUUCCUUUUUCUUUUUUUCCUUUUCCCUCAAUACCUCUGGCCUCAUUACCCAUGUGUAAAGCUUACAGAUUUAGCCACUGAUGUAUUGGUUUCCUUGUUUAAUAUAAUUUGAUUUUAGUUGUUUAGUAUCA
Messenger RNA from Arachis duranensis, 1885 nucleotides. RefSeq names its product protein MID1-COMPLEMENTING ACTIVITY 1. The transcript has 9 exons. Lineage: Eukaryota; Viridiplantae; Streptophyta; Magnoliopsida; Fabales; Fabaceae. The record is from RefSeq and is a predicted model, not a curated record. The coding region runs from base 398 to 1645 and encodes 415 amino acids. Gene Ontology annotation, biological process: cell surface receptor signaling pathway.